AUGAAUGCAAAACUCAAUACAGUGGGAGCGUCUUCUUCUUCAUGUACGACAGAUCCAACACCUGAGCGGUUACUGAAGUUGAAGACAGGAAAGAACGGAGCCGCAAAACUCAAGACAGUGGGAGCGUCUUCUUCUUCGUGGACGACAGAUCCAACACCUGAGUGGUUACUGAAGUUGAUGACAGAAAAGAACGGAGCCGAGCUGAAGAAGAUCAUAGAGAAGGAGCUGAGUGCAGCCGAUGUUAGCCGAGUUCACGACCGUCUCUCUAUGCCUUGCAGCAACAUCAUUGACUUGGAAUUUUUGAGCCCCAUGGAGCAAAGGAUCAUAGAAGAAGAAGAUGAGGGGAAGAAGCACAUGACUAGAGUUGACGCGAAACUCGUGGUUAAACUUGUGGAUUCUGAUGUUUUAAAGGAGUUUGAUGUGAAUUUGAGGAGAUGUAACAUGCACAAGACACGGGGGAACCACAGUUUUGUUUACAGUUUGAUUAGGUGGAAGCAGGUGGUCGAAGAUGAAGGCUGCGGUCUAAAGAAGAGCGAUAAGAUUCGCCUCUGGUCUUUCCACUCUGAUGGCAAACUCUAUUUUGCUCUCACUACUCUUUCUCCUCCACCUCCUCCACCGUCUAGUGAUUCCGGAGAUUCCAAACCUGAAGAGAUGAUCUCUGCUUUAGUGAUCGAUGACAAGUCUAAUGAUGACUUGCCACCCAACUAA
Molecule: messenger RNA, 708 nt
Organism: Brassica rapa (field mustard)
Lineage: Eukaryota; Viridiplantae; Streptophyta; Magnoliopsida; Brassicales; Brassicaceae
Product: B3 domain-containing protein At2g24670-like
Molecular function (GO): DNA binding
Source: RefSeq, a predicted model, not a curated record